AUGGAAGAGCAUGCAGAUUCUGACUUAGGAAAUAUAAGAGUCAUAUGCCGUUUCCGUCCGCUCAAUGAAAAAGAAAAAGAAAUUUCGAUGCAAACAUGCAUUGAUUUUAGCUCUGACUGUAAAACUGUGACUGUACAAAGCCAUACAGAAAAUGCUGAGCCUCUGAAGUUUAAUUUUGACCAUGUUUUUGACCCUUCAUCUUCUCAAUCUUCAGUAUAUACUAGAUUAGGAUUUUUUAAGCAGCUUUCAAUUUCAUAAACUAAAAAUUUUUUCUAUAUUAGAGAUCUAUUAAAAAAUUCCAAUGGACAAUACGAGAUCUCAGCUAAGCCUAUUGUAGAAGCAGUAACCCAAGGAUUCAAUGGUACAAUUUUUGCCUAUGGCCAAACUUCAAGUGGUAAAACAUUUACCAUGUCUGGUUCUGAUGUUUCAGAUCCAGAAAUGAUGGGUAUUAUUCCGAGAAUGGUAAGCACUGUUUUUGAGUCUAUUGGAAACUCUGAAGAUUACUUGGAAUUCCAAGUUAAAGUAUCAUACUGCGAAAUAUAUACCUAAUUAAAUAUAAUUAUCAACGAUUUUAAGCAAACUUUUAUUUCGCUUCAUGCCAAAUUAUCUUGCACUUUUUAAUAGUGCGACAUUUCCUAGGGGAAAUUUGUUCAAAAUUUUUUGAUAGCGAGAGAUUUGACCCAAAAACCAUUAAAUUUCGAACAAAUGGCAUAUAUUUAAAAUUUCCAACCAAUUUUCUCCGAUGACAUAAAGACUAUUAAAAGACACGUUCAUGGACUUCACCCCUUUUUUAUUUGGAUUAAAUAGUCUAUAAAUGCAUAUAUGGAGAAAAUUAAAGACUUACUUGAACCAAACAAAAAUAAUUUAAAAAUUCAUGAAGACAGAAUAAGAGGGAUUUAUAUCUCAGGAUUAUCUGAGAAAUAUGUAAAUGAUGACCAAGAAGUAUACGAUUUAAUGAGUUUGGGGCUAGAAAAUCGAGAAGUUGGCUAUACUCAUAUGAAUGCUGGAUCAUCAAGAUCUCACUCAAUAUUUAUUAUUACAAUCGCACAAUCAAAUACGAAAGUUUUGUCAACAAAAGUAGGCAAGUUGUAUUUGGUCGACCUUGCUGGAAGUGAAAAAGUAGGAAAAACAGGAGCUGAAGGGAAAAGACUUGAGGAAGCUAAAAAUAUAAAUAAAUCUUUAACAACUCUGGGGCAAGUGAUAUCAGCUUUAACAGAUGGUAAAUCAACACAUGUUCCUUACAGGGAUUCCAAGCUGACAAGAGUUCUGCAAGAUUCUUUAGGAGGAAACUCAAAAACUACACUUAUUGUCACCUGCUCACCAUCUCCGUACAAUGAGAGUGAAACUAUAAGCACGUUAAGAUUUGGCAUCAGAGCUAAAGCUAUUAAAAAUAAGCCUAAAGUAAACCGUGAAUACACAGUUGGAGAACUCAAGAUUUUACUAUCAAAAGCUAGAGAAGAAAUCACCGAAAAGAAUAAACGAAUUUCUGAGCUUGAAAUAAAUUUGCAGCAGUCUGGACAUCAAAUUCCAGAUAAUUUAUUACCUUUCGGAUUAAAUAUUGAAGGAGACUCAUCACUCCUUAACCUCUCUAAGAUGUCUGAAUAUGAUGAGAUUUUCCACGAGCUUGAAGACAUACGGUCUCGGCUUUCAGAAGAAGUCCAAACCAACCAUUCUUUAAGCCAAGACUUAAGCCAAACUCAAGUUGACUUACUCCCCCCCCCCCUCCGUGAGCGAACAAAAAAAUUUUGUUCGCUCACGGAGGGGGGUUAAUUUUUUUUUUUUAAAAAAAAUUUAUAUAUAAAUUUUAUAAAAAAUAUUUUUUUCGAAAUUUAAAAAAAUCCUAAUUUGCAAAAAUUGGGAAGCAAAUAUUAAUUUAAUUUGCAAAAUUUAUGUUUUAAAACGCAAUUUGUUUAAAAUUAAACAGAAUUAGCUCUAGAUUUCAUUAUACUAAUUAUCACUUAUAUAUCAAAAUUUUUUUCCAUUAAAAUUUUUUUUUCUAUUAAAAACAUUUUGUUCACUCACGGAGGGUGGGUUUUUGGUCAAAAAAUGGCGAUUUUUCUAAUGGUUUUGUUCGCUCACGGAGGGGGGGGGGGGGGGUUAGAAAGCUUAAAAUCUGUAAGUGAUUAUAUGGUAAAAGAAUUAGAAAAAGCCAAUAAUUUAACAAAAACACUAAAAUCUGACAUUAAAGAAAAAGAAGAAAAAAUCUUCACAUUAAUUGACACCAAUGAGAAGCUUACAAAAAAAAACAAAGGGCUUGCCGAAAAAGAAUUUGAACUAAAACAAGAAAUUUUGGCAAAAGAGUAUGAAAUUGAUCAGCUUAAAGAAGAAAUUAAAAAAUUGCAAAAUGGAGCAAUUGAAAAAGUUAUAGAAAAAAGAAUCAAAACUGGGUGAGAAGAUCCAGACCUUGAAGAAGGAUUAGUAGAGUCUACAUGCAGCUCUGAAGACAAAAUAAAAUCGCUUUUGAGUUUAGAUGAAGAUGAAAUCCAAAGGUCAGCAACUGUAUCAGUAUUGCGCUCAUGGGAACUUUGGAAUAAUGAAAAAAAAUCGUUUGUUGCUGAGAUUCAGAAUAGAACAAAUAGCAUAAUAUCACUUAAUAGCCAACUUGAUGAAUCUAAGAAAAAAUGCAAAGAGCUAGAAGUGGCACUAAACCAAGAUGAAAGACAAAUGAGAAUUGAAAAUAAAUUUAUACAGCAUAGCUUAUGCGAACUUACCAAGAAGUUCCAUAGAGUAGCAGCUAAAAAAUCAAAAUAUAAGAUAGAAAAUGAAGCAAACGAGAAGAAAAUAAAAAGGCUGAAUGAUAGAUGUGCCGAGCUUGAAAACAAGGCGCAUCGUUAUAGAGAAAAAUUAAAAGCUUAUAAGUUUUCGAUACACCAGUUUAAUAAGCAAGCUGAGCUUUCAAGGGCGACGAUUAGUCAUAUUGGAGCUGUUUCUUAUUCAAAUAUAAGAAAAACAAUAGUCGGAGGAAGUCUUUCUAAAAGGAAUGAAUUUUAG
Molecule: messenger RNA, 2991 nt
Organism: Blepharisma stoltei
Lineage: Eukaryota; Ciliophora; Heterotrichea; Heterotrichida; Blepharismidae
Source: the annotation of a GenBank genome assembly